CAACUAUUGUGUGUUUGUUUCGCAAUGCCGAAAAGCUUAGGAAAAACUAAAAAAAGGUCAAAACGUGCUAAAUCACUUAAAUUAAUCUGGAAAGAAAGACACCAAAAUCUGUAUAGGACUUCUAUGGAAUUUAGAGAUACAGAGAGAGAGAAUUCAGAGAAUAUUAGCUUGACUGACAACUGCGAAAUAACAGCCACCUGCUCGUCAACAAAAUUGUGUCAGCCUUUGCUUGAGACAAAUACUACAGGACCAUCAUUUGUUACAACUGGAAUUCUAACUAAAGAAGAAAUUGAAAUUGUACCAAAGGAAGAAUCCCCAAUACAAGGAAAUCGUAUAGUAGAACUUGGAUACGUUCUUGAAUGGGCAACGUCUUUACAAUUCAAUCAUUCCAAAAUUUGUUCAGUAGGCAAACUUAUUAUUGUAGAGGAAAUACAAAAAGGUAAAGGCCUGACUAGCACCAUUAUAUUCCAGUGCAACUUCUGUGACGAGAGAUAUGCAUAUGACACAGAAAAUCCGAAUAGACCUAAAUCGGCUAUCAACGUGGGAGCAGUGUGGGGAACUUUAGCUACAGGUAGCUCAUAUGAGCAUAUGACAGAAUUCCUUAGCUGCAUGAAUAUUCCUGCAAUGAAUGGCAAGUUGUUCUAUGAGUUGGAAGCAGAACUUGGUAAGGAAUGGGAAGCGUCACUAUACGGUUCUAUGGAAAAUGCAAACUCUAGGGAGGAGAUAGCAAUAAAACAGCAACAGAUUUGUUCUGAUGGUACUCCAUAGAUCAGUGUGUACUUGGAUGGUUCCUGGAGCAAACGUUCUUAUGGAACCAACUUAAUGCUCUAUCUGGAAUGGCAGCUAUUAUAGGGGUCGGAGUGCGAAAUAAAUUUUGCUCAGUUUGUGCCAAAGCUCAAAAUCGAAAUGACACUCCGAAGAAUCAUAACUGUUUUAAAAACUGGGAAGGUUCUGCUCCUGCAAUGGAGAUACCUACAGAAAAAAAAUAUUGGUGAAGGUCAAAGUGAAGGUGGCUCCAGAAAUUGUAAGAAAUUGUAUUGGUCAGGGUCAAAGAUGUAAAGAUCCGUCUUACAUUAGAAAAGCUAUAACAGCUUACAAUAAAAAAAAAAAAUAAUAAAAAGACCAAUACUUACUGAAGAACACAACAUAGCUUAAAAGCAGAAACCCACUACCGACACGCAGCACUAUGUCAUGCCACCCCUGCUAUGCGACAUAGGUUCACGUGGAUGAUGUGGGCAUAUUUGACAGACACAUAAUUAUUUGUAAAUUUAAUCGUUAAAAUUAUCAGUAGAUUUUAGUACCAUAUGGAGUAUGAAAGCAGUUCAUUCACUGAUACAGAAUUUUUAGAAGAAUGUGCCACUGUAGCUAUUAUGAUUUUAAACAGAAAAUAAAAAAGAUGAUAUUGGAUACACGCAGUCAACAGAGAAUUAUCUUAGACUCGACGACAUUUUAAUUAGAGAACUGGCUGCACAUUGGUCGAUACCUACCAUUAUACUGUACAGGGUGACCAUAUGUACUUAUUUACGUGGGACAGUAUUUACUUUUAAAUAAUGUCCUAAUGUACUUUAAAACUUUUCUAAGGACAUGCAAAUGUACUUUCUUUA
Messenger RNA from Anoplophora glabripennis (Asian longhorned beetle), 1604 nucleotides. RefSeq lists its product as uncharacterized. The record is from RefSeq and is a predicted model, not a curated record. Bases 25 to 768 code for a protein of 247 amino acids. The transcript has 4 exons. Lineage: Eukaryota; Metazoa; Arthropoda; Insecta; Coleoptera; Cerambycidae.